Molecule: messenger RNA, 6506 nt
Organism: Mercenaria mercenaria
Lineage: Eukaryota; Metazoa; Mollusca; Bivalvia; Venerida; Veneridae
Product: low-density lipoprotein receptor-related protein 2-like
Exons: 26
Coding region: 2273-6463 (1396 amino acids)
Source: RefSeq, a predicted model, not a curated record
GAAAGAACGUCCAACAGGGAAAACCACGCUCCAAAAACGCAGCCCCCACCCACCCAAAGACACACACGAACAACACUCGCACACUACACGCACAUAAAAUAAACACACAAGGACAAAACAAACAAAUACAGGAACACAGUGGGGCACCGCCUUGGAACGGUCAGUGGCCAAAAACCACCACUGGGGAGUUUAAACCGGCUUAUGGUGCGCACCCAACCUCAAUCUUACCCCACCAUGUUCCAAAGUCACGGGACAGUGUAAAUAAAAGUAAUCUCCUCCAGGUGAAUCUCUAACACACGUAAUUGAAACAAAACGGCAUGGCAUGUAAAACACAAAAAUGCUCUUGUAUAGAUAUAUAAAAAGCAAACCUUUAGAACCAAAAACGUAUGUACUCAAUGCCUUUUCAGAAGACAGGGCAACAAGAGAAACACCCUUAAGGGCCCGACGAAACAGGACAGAAGACAGAUAUCAAAACAGUUCAGUCCUGGUAGGAUUUAAAAACUGCUUAUCAUAGAGUCCUCCCCCUCUUCCGUCAGACACAAUCAAAGAGGGAAGCGUAGUGUCCAACUGUAAACGGGUUGAACACUAAGCAUGCGGUAUGUCUCAAAACAGUUGGGUCGUAACCUCUUUUAAUAAAACGUUUUAUAAUUUUACCAAAUACAUUUGGAAAAUUACCAUGACCCAAGAUCUUACGAAGUUUGUAAACCACAUCCCCAUAAAAAACGGGUUUAGAAAUACCUUCUCGCAAAAGUGUCUUUAAAUUACUAUUGAACUUUAAAACUAAAUCAGAAUUACGAUAAUAAAACUUAGCAAAAUAUUUACGCAAUUUGUAAUAACGGUACCCUUGCUGAAGAAGUUUACUUGUAAUAUAUUGAUUACGUUCAUUGAAAUGCUUGGCAUGACUAUACGCUCUGGCAAACCGAAUUAAUUGAGAAAUAUACACCCCAUAAGAUGUAGCCUGAGGUACAUCCCCAUCCAAAUGGGGAAAAUUUACAAUACUAAAAUUAAAAUCAUCCCUCUUGUCAUAAAUUUUGGUAUGUAUAACAUUGUCAUAAAUAGAGAGAUGUAAAUCUAAAAAUGAAGCAUCAGUAUCCGAAUUGUUAGUUUUAAUUAACUGAAGCUCCCUAGGAUUAUAUAGUACACACCAAUUGACAAAAAAAACGGAUUAUCCAUAUUAAGAAUAUCAUCCAGAUAGCGUGAUGUAUUAUUAAAUGCAGUUAUGAUAUUUGCCUGCGUAUCUGGAGAAAGGCUCAACAUAAAGUAUUUUUCAUAAAGCGAGUGUGCUGCCUAGUACAGACACAUUGGAAUGUUAUGAGACGUAGUGUCAUACAAAACACUAAGUUAAUCGGCCUUUGACAGUUCCUCGAACACAUGUGCAUUAUGUACCUAAUGCCUGAUGAAAUUCUUUCAGUGUGUCAUCCGACUGAUUUCUAUUCCUGAUCAUUUGAGAAUUUUUGACGUUCAUUAUGUGGAAAUGUGACCGAGGAGCUUAAACUUUAGAAAAAAAUAUAUAAUCAAUGUUGCUCCGUAAGAAAAACCGCAAUUUUAAAUGAAUUCAUUAAGGUAUGCAUAUUGUAAAAUCUUCCAUUCAAUAAUAAUAAUGACAAAUACAAUCAAUUCUAUUUGGUGUUUCAAUACGUAAAUCAUUUUAAAUGACUGACCGCCAUACAUUUAUCAUACAUUUACGACUUUCCUCAUUCUAUCAAGGUGUAUAGUUUAAUAUUGGGUAAUCAAAAUUCAAACACUUCUGACUGACCUCAAUCUCAUAUCGAAAUUCAGUUUACUAAAGAGACUUUCAGAAUCUAUCACAUUUUGUAAACAUAAUCACAUUUAAACAUUAACACAUUUUAUAGUGUUCUCGCUCUUAGAAAAUGACAUUGGUGUGCAGUUUAUUUCGAAAUAUUACAAGUGUAUACAAAUACCUUAACUCAUCUAUAUUUAAACUAUACCUUGCUUAAUUUCUAAAUUGGACUGAUUCAUUAUUCAGUCUGAGCAGUACCAUUUGUUCAUCAAAUUGUUGUUCACUGAAAAUGUACAGACUGAACAGCGAACAGUGCAGGCCGUGUUCGUGUAGGCUGAUCUUGGUCUACACUGGUUGCAAAGGCAGAAUCGCCAGCGACCAGCAGGCUAAACGUUAACAUAUUUUCAGAGUUACUUAGUUUGGGUUCAUCAUACAAACACUGGAGGUCAUUAUGUAAAUUCGUAUGACAUCAAUACCAGAAGGAGCAUAAGGGACGGUAUCAUUGGAAACACCUCAGUUGAUAUUGUUGACAUGAAAGUUUUAGACAAACAUAUCCAGUCAAUAAAUGUAACAAGUCCUUGUGCAUACGAAGAUGGUGGGUGUUCUCAGAUCUGCAUAACACAUUACACGAAUGAUGAAAUGACGCCCGUUUGCGAAUGUCGUCUAGGAUAUACCCUUGAUAAAGAUAAUGUUACCUGUAUUUCAACUAUUGUAGACAAUAACUUUCUCCUUGUGGCUGACUGGACAAAUAAUGAGUUACUUCAGAUAAGCUUGGAGAAUGGUAACAUCAGUGCCAUGCCUAACUUCGAUAAUGAUGAUUAUAAAGGCGUCUUCAUUGAUGUUGAUACAAAGAAAAUAAUCUGGUCAGAAAAUUAUGACCAUAACAUAUACACCGCCAAUUUGAACGGGACAGACCAGCAAAUACUGACUGAUAUAGGAUAUUCCGGUUAUCCAUAUCGUUUUGACAAGGAUAUGACAACAGGAAACUUGUACUUCACCGCCUCUUAUGAUUCUUUUAUUGGAGUAUUAACACCCUCAGGAGAUUACGUUGUUCUGAAUAGCGUUUUUUCUUGGAUAACUCUUGGCGAUAUUGUGGUUCAUCCAGGCAAAGGAUUUAUGUACUACACAACCUAUACUUAUCGCUCAAAAUAUGUGGGCCGUGCAGACAUGGAUGGGAAAAACAGCGUUGAGUUAAUCAAGGGAAACCAUGUUGAAAAACCAGCGGGUAUAACGAUCGACUUUAUUAAUGACCAUCUGUACUGGUCUGAUUCAAAGUACGAUACAAUACAGCGUUGUGAUCUUGAUGGAGAAGACUGUGUUACUAUAGUAAACAUGACGGGGACAUAUCGAUUCGAGGAAAUCAAAGACCUUGAUACAGAUGGAAAAUAUUUGUAUUAUUCCGCAUUCAGAAAAGAUCAUGUCGUUCGUGUGGAGUUGAAACCACCGUACACCAGGACUGUAGUAGGACAGAGUCCGGGCCUAGGAAAACUUGAUACGAUCGCAUUUUACAGCAGCACAAACAAAAAUGUACAAGCAGUCAGUAAUGCAUGUAAAGCUCGCAAUGGUCGUGGAGACUGUAGUACAAUAUGCUUUCCAACUCAGAUUGGUAGAUCAUGUGCCUGUAAAAAAGGAGUUGCGCUUAAAGCCGACGGUCGAACUUGCGCCAACGUCUACCAGUGUACAGAUCUUAUUCAGCAGACAGUUUUACUAAGUGGGGGCAAAAAAGGCGAGGUUGAAGUUACGUUCGGUAGUUCCUGUCUACGACACCUUCACAACAAAUGCAGGUACAGAUGUCCAGCCAAUUUCGUGCCACUUUUUGACACCAUUUUAACAUGCACGAAUGUGGGAUGGGAUCUGGAGUCAGAAACGCUCUGUAAAGAAUUAAGAUGUCCAACAGUUAUUGACAACGGCCAGCUUGAUUCAAAUUGUACACGAGAAGUGGGUCGGACAUGCGAUUACCAGUGUAAUAAGGGCUUUCUAAAGACGACAGAAAUUGUCGUUUGUACCAAAAAUGGAACGUAUCAUAUACCGGAAAGUGAAUUGUGUGCAGUGGUUAAAUGUCCGUCAACAAUACCGAAUGGAGAAAUCACUGGAACAUGUAACCAAACAAUUGGAGAAACAUGUGAGUUCAAAUGUAAUGGUGGUUUUAAAGCAGUCAGCUCUCUUCAUAAAAUAACGUGUAAUAACACCGGACAAUGGGGCGCAGCAGACAAUGUAUGCCGUGAAUCUGUAUGUGCAAAUAAUUCUCUGGCGAAUGGAAAUAUCACAGGAAAAUGCUCGAGUAAAGUUGGUGACACGUGCACAUUUCGAUGUAACCAAGGUUUUGUUAACACAACAAAUGUAGCCGUUUGUUUAGAUGAUCUUGUAUGGCAUCCAAAGGACACAUGCACCGCAUUUAAAUGUAGUGAUACAAUUGAAAAUGGUAAACUGGAUGAGGGCUGUGCAAGAACGCUUGGCGAAACGUGCACGUACAGGUGUAACAAGUACUUUUCUCCAACAUUCAGUGACACACAAACUACCUGUCAAGCUGACGGAUGGAAUCCAGAUUCCAUUGCUCUUUGUAAUGAAUCUGUAUGUGCAAAUAAUUCUCUGGCAAAUGGAAAUAUCAUAGGAAAAUGCUCGAGUAAAGUUGGAGACACGUGCACAUUUCGAUGUAACCAAGGUUUUGUCAACACAACAAAUGUAGCCGUUUGUUUAGAUGAUCUUGAAUGGCAUCCGAAGGACACAUGCACCGCAUUUAAAUGUAGUGAUACAAUUGAAAAUGGUAAACUGGAUAAGGACUGUGCAAGAACUCUUGAUGAAACGUGCACCUACAGGUGUAACAAAUACUUUUCUCCAACAUUCAGUGACAGGCGAACUACCUGUCAAACCGACGGAUGGAAUCCAGUAUCCAACAAUCUUUGUAAAGAAUCUGUAUGUGCGAGCAUUUCUCUGGCAAAUGGAAAUAUCACAGGAAAAUGCUCGAGUAAAGUUGGUGAUACGUGCGCGUUCGAAUGUGAGCCAGGUUUUGUCAAUACAACAGAUGUAGCUAUUUGCUUAGAUGACCUUGUAUGGCAUCCGAAGGAUGCAUGCACAGCUUACAAGUGCGGCGAUCAAAUUGAAAAUGGAGCAUUAGAAGAUGGAUGCACAAGAACGAUCGGUUCUUCGUGUCACUUCAGCUGUAAGAAAUAUUUUAAGUCAAGCAUCGCAACGCAGCUGAUUACCUGCCAGGCUACUGGAUGGAAUCGGGGGACAACUGAACUUUGCGAAGAAUCGGUAUGUGAGGACAAAACUCUAACAAAUGGGAGAACAAUGGGGCAAUGCACAAGCAAAAUUGGCGAGACGUGUAUGGUACAGUGUGAUAAAGGUUACGUUAAUACAACCGACAAAGUCGUUUGCCAGGAUGACAGUACAUGGCAUCCUUCUGACUCGUGUACAGUAUUCACAUGUAGUGAUAAAAUUGAAAAUGGUCGUUUGGAUUCAGGGUGUGCAAGAACAGUUGGUACAUCUUGCAAAUACAGCUGUAAUGAAUAUUAUACUCCAAGUGUAAAAGACUUAGAAAUUAAAUGUCAGGCCGAUGGAUGGAACCCUGUUUCAACUAAUCUCUGCAGAGUUUCUGUAUGUGAGGACAGUUCCCUCUCCCAUGGAAACAUAAUAGGAACUUGUUCUAAAACAAUUGGUGAGGUGUGUGAGUUCCAGUGCGACAAAGGUUAUGCAAAUACAACUAACUUAGUUGUCUGCAAAAGCGACAAAAUGUGGCAUCCUAGGGAGUCUUGUAAGGUUGUGAAGUGUCCUACUACAGUUCCAGACGGAGAAAUCACAGGAACCUGCGAUUUUGCCAUAGGAUCAAAAUGCAGUUUUAAAUGUAAUGCGGACUUUAUUGCCAACGAACUUUAUCAAAGUAUCACAUGUAAUAGCAGUGGACAGUGGGACGCGUCGGAAGAACUUUGUCUUGUAUCAGAGUGCAAGGACAGUUCAUUGUCUAAUGGAAAGGUUACAGGAAACUGCAAGAAAAUGGUUGGCGAGACUUGCUCAGUAACGUGUAAUCAAGGUUAUGUCAAUACAACCUCAGUGGCUAUCUGCAGAAAUGAUUACAUGUGGCAUCCAACGGAGUCAUGUAUACCUAUAAAAUGUUCGCCUUACAUACCAAAUGGAGAGAUCACUGGGACAUGUGACUUAGCCAUAGGGGCGACAUGCAAUUUUAUGUGCUACAGUGACUUUAAAGCGGCUGACCUUCGUACGAACAUAACUUGCAAUGCUAGUGGACAUUGGAGCAUAACAAAUAAUUUAUGCCUUGAGCGAAUCAGUGUUACCACAGAAUCGUCGUCAUUAAAUGGAUUACCUGUGCCAGGUGUCGCUGUUGGAAUAGCGGUUUUACUAUUAGCAGUCUUCUUGCUAAUUGGUGCUGUUAUAUUUCCGUUCCUACGACGUAGAAGCAACUUGUCACCGUCACUUAAACUCAAGUCACCCUUCCGGCAUAGUAGAAGUACCGCCUUUGAAAAUCCAGGUUACAUACAGAAUUCUGAACCCCCUGUCCAAACUACAGAUGUUGAUGUGGCACAAAUGCAGCCUAUGUCCUUUACUGAGGGUGCUUCAUCUAGCGAUGAACGCAUUACAAAUCCCAUGUACGACAAUGAACCACUGCCAGGUGUUGCUCAAAUAGACAUGACGAACGACACAGCCGUCCUGACACAUGAUUCUUGGCAGAAGGAAAAGAAAAAGCUAGAUGUGGACAAAUACUAAAUAUAUUACCACUGUGUUCAUAUUUUUCUUGUGAAAUGACAAA